AUGCAGAAUAAUAAUUGCGAUUAUCUGUCGUUUGCGUACAAUACUCUCCGGUCGAUCGGCGUGUUCUCUUCGAGUGACUCGACGAUAUGGACGCGGCGGGCUUUCGACUUUUAUCGGGCGAUCAUUCUUACGGUCAUGACCUCGGUCAUGGUUCUGAUGAUGGUCCAGAUGUUCGCCGCCACCGCCGACCUGACAAUGUUGGCGAGGACCAUAGACAUUUGGACCAUGCUGUUCUCGGGCAUGUACAAAUGGCUUUACAUGACGGUGUUCAACGGCCGAUUUGCCCGGCUCAAGAGCAAACUGACGGCAAUACAAGCUCAAGGGUCGGCGGCGCACGGGAGCACGGCCGACGCGUUUACGUUCAACUAUUUGAAGCCAAUGCGAAACAUCAGCAUUUGGUAUAUGUUCAGCGGUAUGGUUGCGGCUUUUUUCAUAAUCGUCAGCCCCCUGUUGACCUAUCCAAAGGGCGAUCAAUCUGAUUUUCAAUACUACAACAAUCCAAAAAGUUACCCGGUGAGCAGUUGGAUGCCAUUCACGUUGAACGAAAAUUGGAUGUUUUUAUUGGUUUUUGUCUGCCAUUCUUUUGCGUUGGUGUUCAUCGUAAUGGUAUACUUGGGAAUCGAUACGUAUUUUUUUGGCGCUAUUUAUGCUGUAGGCGGUCAAAUUGAAUUACUAAAUACAUCUCUAAAUAAUAACGAAAACAUUUUGGCACAAUCUGAAUAUCCUUCGUGUACAAACCGGAUUUCAAUUUAUACAGAAAAACAACAAACGCGAUGCUACUCGACACUCCGAGAAUGUGUAAAACACCACAUUCUAAUCCUUGAUUAUAUAACGAAUAUACGUGAACUGUUUAGCACACUUAUAAUUAUGGAUUAUUUACAUGGAAUUACAUCGUUGACAUUUGCAUUAUUUCAGCUAACGAUCAGCGCCAGCGUAAUCGAAUCAAUCAGUGUGAUAUGUUUCAUUUCUGUGAGCGUUUGGCAUCAAUAUCUCAACAAUUUUUUUGGCGAAUUUAUCAUACAAAAACAAUUAAGUGUUGGCACGGUAUUGUAUAACGUUCCUUGGUGGCGAUGCGACAAGAGGAUACGACAAUUGCUGAUGUUAAUGAUUUUGAGAUCUAUUAAACCAACUUUCAUCACAGGGUUUUAUAUGUACAAGUUAAGUUACGAGUCGUUCAUUUCGUUUGUAAAAGCAUUAUACACCUACUACAUGGUGUUGAGGCGAGUCAACGUCAAAGACGAAAAUGCAUGA
Metopolophium dirhodum (rose-grain aphid) is the source of this 1251-nucleotide messenger RNA. RefSeq lists its product as uncharacterized. The transcript has 8 exons. NCBI's taxonomy places the organism in Eukaryota, Metazoa, Arthropoda, Insecta, Hemiptera, Aphididae. The coding region runs from base 1 to 1251 and encodes 416 amino acids. Gene Ontology annotation, molecular function: olfactory receptor activity; odorant binding. Gene Ontology annotation, biological process: detection of chemical stimulus involved in sensory perception of smell; sensory perception of smell. The record is from RefSeq and is a predicted model, not a curated record. Gene Ontology annotation, cellular component: plasma membrane.